AUGAGCUUCAGGGCUCCCCGGAAAGGCGAAAACUAUGAGCUCAGCGUCGAUCUUAACAGUGAAUACCGGGAGAAACGCAAAGAUGCCAUCAAGAGAACAAUAGCGUCCAUGACAGUGGGCAAGGACGUCAGUGGCCUCUUCCCGGACGUCCUCAAGAACAUGCAGACCGACGACCUUGAGCAGAAGAAACUCGUCUAUCUCUAUCUCAUGAACUACGCAAAAACGCAGCCAGAGCUCGUUAUUCUCGCCGUGAAUACCUUCGUCAAGGACACUGAUGAUCCAAAUCCCCUGGUCCGUGCACUUGCGAUCCGUACGAUGGGUGUUCUACGGGCGGAGAAGAUCAUCGAUUACCUUUGUGACCCUCUCCAGAAAUGCUUGCGCGACGAGAAUCCAUACGUACGCAAAACAGCUGCGCUGUGCGUUGCAAAGCUGUAUGAUCUGAAGCCGGAAUUGGUGAUUGAGAAUGGGUUUCUGGAACAGUUGCAUGAGAUGAUAGCUGACAGUAAUCCAAUGGUAGUAGCCAACACCGUUGCUGCCUUGACAGACAUUCAUAUAGCCGCUUCUGCACAACCAUCGACCUCUUCAUCCGAUCCGGGAAUCUUCAUAAUAUCCGCCGCUAUCCUCAGCAAACUCUUGAUAGCUUUGAAUGAAUGCUCUGAAUGGGGUCGGGUGGCAAUUUUGAACGCAUUGGCUCGAUAUGAGGCCCAAGACGAGAAAGAAAGCGAGCAUAUAUGCGAGCGUGUCGUUCCGCAGUUCCAACACGUCAAUGGAGCUGUCGUGUUGGCUGCUGUGAAGGUCAUCAUGAUUCAUAUGCGUGGCGUCCGACGAGGGGACCUUAUCAAACAACUAGUCCGCAAAAUGGCACCUCCGCUGGUGACACUCCUUUCCUCUCCGCCAGAAGUGCAGUGGGUCGCGCUUCGAAACAUCAAUCUCCUUCUUCAAAAGCGGCCGGAUAUUCUGCAGAACGAAAUGCGGGUUUUUUUCUGCAAAUACAAUGAUCCUUUGUAUGUGAAGGUUGAGAAAUUGGAGAUCAUGGUGCGGUUGGCAGGCGAGAAUAAUGUCGAUGCGCUUUUAAGCGAGCUGAAAGAAUAUUCAUCUGAGGUUGAUGUAGACUUUGUUCGCAAAAGUAUAAAAGCAAUUGGACAGACAGCCGUCAAGAUCGAUGCCGCAGCAGAACGAUGUGUGAAUGUAUUGCUUGAGCUGAUUGGAACACGCGUCAGUUAUGUGGUGCAAGAAGCAGUUGUGGUCAUGAAGGACAUUUUCCGGAAAUAUCCGUCGACAUAUGAAGGCAUUAUACCGACUCUCUGCGCAAAUCUUGAUGAAUUAGAUGAGCCAGAAGCCAAGGCGUCUUUGAUUUGGAUCAUCGGGGAAUAUGCUAACAAGAUCGAUAAUGCAGACGAACUGCUAGGCAUAUUUGUGGACGCGUUUACUGAGGAAUCAUAUCCCGUCCAACUGCAGACUUUGACCGCGGUCGUGAAACUCUUCCUGAAGAAACCAGACUCGUCGCAAGGCAUCGUCCAACGGAUUUUAAACACGGCGACUAAAGACUGUGAUUCUCCGGAUGUGCGGGAUCGCGCGUAUAUCUAUUGGAGAUUACUGUCUACUGACCCAGGCGCUGCCAAAGCCGUUGUUUUGACCCCCCGACCCCCUAUUUCAAUACCAAGGACUACCGUUACACCAGCACUGCUGGAAGAACUGCUUGGAGAGGUGUCAAGCCUCGCCAGUGUGUAUCAUAAACCUGAAGAGACGUUUGUCGGUAGGGGUAGAGUCGGAGCCGACUCGGUCCAGAAAAAAGGUGUCGACAGUGGGUCCGACGAUCGGUUCUCUACACAGAAAGCUCUGCAGACCGUGGCAGCUGGACAACAGGCAGAGAACUUGCUCGACUUCGACGAUGUGCCCGCAACGAAUGGUCAGCCCUCUGGCUUGGCUGCAACGCAAGUGCUCUCACAGACUCCGGCGGCGGCGAAUCUUUUGGCAGGCACAUCGAGCAAUCCACUGGACGACCUUGUGUCUAUUUUUGGAAGCGGAUCCAAUGCAUCACUAGCAUCUGCGGGAACGCCUCAAAACACGUUUGGAUUGGGCGGUCUCUCACUUGGAGGUGGAGAUAGCCUGGGAGCCUUCGGAUCAUCGCCACCGAUCAUGACACCAUCUGCCCCCUCACCCCCUCAGCAACCGCAGCAGCACAGUCAGCCACAGGACGAUCUACUCGGGCUGUUCUAAUGCGGCA
Molecule: messenger RNA, 2227 nt
Organism: Guyanagaster necrorhizus
Lineage: Eukaryota; Fungi; Basidiomycota; Agaricomycetes; Agaricales; Physalacriaceae
Product: Adaptor protein complex beta subunit
Exons: 10
Coding region: 1-2220 (739 amino acids)
Biological process (GO): intracellular protein transport; vesicle-mediated transport
Cellular component (GO): membrane coat
Molecular function (GO): clathrin binding
Source: RefSeq, a predicted model, not a curated record